UUGCCGCAUGCCACUUCGGUCACGUCAGUCUGCUUCCUAAACUGUGAGGAUGAGGUGGUGUCGCGCUCUUUAAAGACUGAUAUGUAAAUAAAGUGGAAAAAAAAGUUCAGGAUGGAAAGCAACAGUCUUUGCAACAGCCUACUGAAAUGGCUGGAGACGUUCCCGGGUCGCGAGGGAACCUCUGUGCCUCAGCUGACCGAUGGCGUCGUCAUGGCAACCGUCCUUCACCAGAUCGCACCCGAGUAUUUCUCCCAGUUCUGGUUGGCGAAGAUUAAGGAGGACGUCGGGGACAACUGGCGCCUCAAGGUGAGUACAGAGCGAAUUGUCCUGGGUCACGUCGGGCGCUGUAGAAACAUCUGUAUUUGGGUGUGACUGUUGCCACAUUUU
Molecule: messenger RNA, 387 nt
Organism: Penaeus indicus
Lineage: Eukaryota; Metazoa; Arthropoda; Malacostraca; Decapoda; Penaeidae
Product: protein Hook homolog 1-like
Exons: 3
Coding region: 112-372 (86 amino acids)
Biological process (GO): cytoskeleton-dependent intracellular transport; cytoplasmic microtubule organization
Cellular component (GO): cytoplasm; centrosome
Molecular function (GO): dynein light intermediate chain binding; microtubule binding
Source: RefSeq, a predicted model, not a curated record